This is a messenger RNA of Plasmodium coatneyi, 1011 nucleotides long. RefSeq lists its product as uncharacterized. The coding region runs from base 1 to 1011 and encodes 336 amino acids. The record is from RefSeq and is a predicted model, not a curated record. The transcript has a single exon. NCBI's taxonomy places the organism in Eukaryota, Apicomplexa, Aconoidasida, Haemosporida, Plasmodiidae.
AUGAAUGGGAAUAAUGAAAAUAACAGCGAUCUGAAAGAACACAAGAAAGAAAACACUGCAGAGUGCUCUUUAAAUGAUGAAACCAUAAUACCCAUUUGUAUAAAAAAUAUUUUACAGUGUACAAUUCGGGGGGAGGCUGACAAUGAACAUUUCUUAAAGCGAAAAAAUGAAGAAUUAAACAGUUAUAUAGAAAAGAAUAUUCCAGGGGGGGCUUCCCCCGAGGAGGAGGACGACUGGAAUAAAUCUGACGAUGGCUUGGAGUUCAUAAAUGUUAGCGGUAAUAAUGCAAGCGAAAACAUCAACGGGAAUAAUUAUCGUGAAGCCUUUUUAAACAGCCCGCAUGAACAGCGAAAUUUGGAGAUGUGUGCAGACGGCCUGGGCAAAGUUCCCGACGAGGCUGACAACAGGGAAAGCAAUGAUAAGAAGAGGCAUAAAAGAAAAAGACGCUAUAUUGACAUCGAUAAAAUUAAUUUUGAUUUCGAAAAGGAGGAUUUUGCUAGCAGUUCCAAUGAGGAGUUGGUAAGACGCAAUUCUGUCCAUGCGGAGGAAUACGCUAACGGGUAUGGCAACGGGUAUACCAAUGGAUAUGCCAAUGAAUACACGAAUGAGUUGCCAUACCAAAAGGACAUUAACAUGAACAGUGAAGUAAUUAAAAGCCUCCUGGAGCCGCCGCCAAUCCCUCUUAAUGAUACCUUCCAGAAAUACAAUAAAGAAAUAAGUGAUGUGUACGUGAAACAUAAAAAAAAAAGAAGCGGUUCCUUAAACAUUUUCCUAGAGUCGCAACUUCUGUGCAUAGAUGAAGGUGCAUUUGAAAAAGAAAAUAACUUUAUAAAUAACCAUUUUGAUAAUUUCAUUAUGAGAAAAUUAAAUGUUGUAAAUCCCAACAAUGAGCAAGACUCUACCAAACAAAAUAAAGAAUUGCAAGAGCUCCUCAAAUAUCUUAUGUCUUGGUAUUACUCUGGGUUCUAUUCCGGCAGAAUAAGCAUGUUGAAACAGUUACAUGGUGAGUAA